This is a messenger RNA of Acipenser ruthenus (sterlet), 608 nucleotides long. Its product is annotated as large ribosomal subunit protein eL28. Lineage: Eukaryota; Metazoa; Chordata; Actinopteri; Acipenseriformes; Acipenseridae. Gene Ontology annotation, molecular function: structural constituent of ribosome. The record is from RefSeq and is a predicted model, not a curated record. Gene Ontology annotation, cellular component: ribosome; cytosolic large ribosomal subunit. Gene Ontology annotation, biological process: translation. The transcript is spliced from 5 exons. Bases 156 to 569 code for a protein of 137 amino acids.
AUGGCUUUAUGCUAAACCAGCCAACCACAUACCAAGCUGUUUUGUCCUUUGAAAUCUUCCCCCGCCCCCUGGUCCUGCGGAGUGAUCUGUGAAAAGGCUGCUCUGAAGCUGCUUCCUUCCUUUCCUUCUCUUCGGCCGCUAGAAGGUGUUUGAAAAUGUCUGCUCAUCUGCAGUGGAUGGUUAUCCGUAACUGCUCCAGCUUCCUCAUCAAGAGGAAUGGGCAGACCUACAGCACUGAACCCAACAACCUGAAGUCCAAGAACUCCUUCCGUUUCAAUGGGCUUGUCCACAGAAAAACUGUUGGUGUGGAGCCUGCAGCCGAUGGAAAGGGAGUUGUCGUAGUCCUCAAGAAGCGUGCAGGUCAGCGUAAACCAGCCACAUCUUAUGAGAAGAUCACCAUCAACAAGAACUCCCGUGCUACCCUGAACAGCCUGCGCCACAUCAUCCGUAAGAAUAGCUACAGGAAGGAUCUCCGUAUGGCUGCUCUGCGUCGUGCUAGCGCCAUUCUGAGGAGCCAAAAGCCAGUGGUUGUAAGGAAGAAGCGCACCAGGGCUGCCAAGACAGCAUAAACUGACUUGAAAUAUUGUCAAUAAAGAUUUGUUAACACA